AUGAACAUCAAAUUGUUAGUUCUCUUCGGUGCUCUACCACUGGCCUUAACAUGGAAUGGCGCUGGAAUCCGCAAUCAUCCGGCUGAUCUUGUUGCUACUUCAAAAAAUCACGAUGAGUUUAUUGCUCGAGCUCCAGCAAAAACCGAUUACAUUCGACCAUGCUAUUUCACAAACUGGGCCCAAUAUAGGCAAGGACGCGCAAAAUAUUUGCCUCAAGAUUAUAUCCCAGGACUCUGCACACAUAUUUUGUUCGCUUUCGGAUGGAUGAAUGAAGAUUUCACUGUUCGAGCUUAUGAUCCCGCCGACCUUCCAAACGACUGGGCUGGAGAUGGAAUGUACAAACGCGUCAACGCUUUGAAGAAUAGCGAUCCACGAUUGAAAACGUUGCUCUCGAUUGGAGGAUGGAGUUUUGGAACUAGACUUUUCCAAAGCAUGACUGCUAGUGCAUCGAGCCGCAAAAUUUUUAUUGACUCGGCAAUUGAUUUUGUUCGAACUUGGGGAUUUGAUGGAAUCGACGUCGAUUGGGAGUAUCCUUCUGGAAAUGUCGACAUGGUCAACUUUGUAGCUCUGAUUAAAGAACUUCGUGCUGCUUGUGAAUUGGAAUCGAGACAAACUGGAAAAGAUCGCCUUCUUGUCACUGCAGCCGUAUCUGCCGGAGAACAAACAAUUAACGCCGGUUACAAUGUUCCAAGCCUCGCUGAUUCCUUUGACUUCAUACUUUUGAUGAGUUAUGAUUUCUUCGGAGCUUGGGAAUCUCUUAUCGGAUUCAAUUCUCCAUUGUACGCCUCCAGUGCACUUCCAAACAUUUGGAAUACUUGGAACGUCGAUUGGGCAGCUAAACAUUGGCACAAUAAGGGAAUGCCAAAAGAAAAAAUUAUCAUUGGAAUGCCAACGUACGGACGAGGAUGGACUGUGAGCUCCAGUGCAAAUGCCAAACCAGGAGGUUCUGGUAGUCCUGCUAAGGUUACUAAAUAUGUCCAAGAAGCUGGAGUUGCAUCAUACUACGAAAUCUGCGAAAUGCUUGAUAGUGGAGCUACCAGAUAUUGGGAUCAAGAAAGCCAAGUUCCAUAUCUUGUUAACGGAGAUCAAUUCUGGUCAUAUGAUGACGAGGAAUCAUUCUCGAAUAAGAUGGCUUGGUUGAAGCGUGAAGGAUACGGAGGAGCCUUUGUGUGGACAUUAGACUUUGACGACUUCAAUGCUAAAUGCAGCCUUUCAAACGGAAAGAAAUAUCCGCUCAUCAGCGUAAUUGCCAAAGAACUUGGUGGAAUUGAUAUUGGCGCAUCGACGGCACAAUCUCCAACAACGACUACUACAACCACUGAAAAACCAACAACUACUACAACUACUCCAGCUCCAACUACUACCACUAAGCCUACAACUAUUUGCACUGGAAGAGCCAAUGGGCAUUAUGCUUACACUAGCAGCUGUACCACCUUCUUGCUCUGUUUGAACGAAGUUCCAUUCACAAUGUCUUGCCCUUCGGGACUUGAGUACGCAAAACCUCUAGGAUAUUGUGUUAGUGCUGAGGAAUCAAAAUGCGAAAUUGCAACGACAACCACUAUUGCUCCAUCUACAACGACUACCGAAGAAGUUUCUCCAACUACCACAGCUGCGACGACAACUACAAAAAACAAGUUCGACUGCACUAAAAAUGGAUUCUUUGGAGUUCCUCAAGACUGCACCAAAUUUGUGAGAUGCGUAAACGGAAUCGCUUACUACUUUAAGUGUCCUGACGGUCUUAAGUUCAACAUCAAUAUUCAAGUAUGCGACAGAUCUGACAACUGCGCUUAA
Messenger RNA from Caenorhabditis bovis, 1791 nucleotides. The record is from the annotation of a GenBank genome assembly. Lineage: Eukaryota; Metazoa; Nematoda; Chromadorea; Rhabditida; Rhabditidae.